Messenger RNA from Gekko japonicus, 2103 nucleotides. RefSeq names its product protein kinase C, gamma (gene PRKCG). The coding region runs from base 1 to 2103 and encodes 700 amino acids. Gene Ontology annotation, biological process: protein phosphorylation. Lineage: Eukaryota; Metazoa; Chordata; Lepidosauria; Squamata; Gekkonidae. The record is from RefSeq and is a predicted model, not a curated record. The transcript is spliced from 18 exons. Gene Ontology annotation, molecular function: ATP binding; zinc ion binding; diacylglycerol-dependent serine/threonine kinase activity.
AUGGCGCUGCUGAGCUCCCCCACGGAGACCGAGUGCCUCACCAAGCCGCUCUUCUGCCGGAAGGGGGCGCUGCGCCAGAAGGUCAUCCACGAGGUGAAGAGCCACAAGUUCGCCGCCCGCUUCUUCAAGCAGCCCACCUUCUGCAGCCACUGCACAGACUUCAUCUGGGGGAUUGGAAAACAGGGCCUUCAGUGUUUAGUAUGCAGCUUUGUCUUACACAAGAGAUGCCAUGAAUUCGUUACCUUUGAGUGUCCAGGAGCUGGGAAAGGACCCCAGACAGAUGAUCCACGGAGCAAGCAUAAGUUCAAGAUCCACAGUUACAGCAGCCCGACGUUCUGUGAUCACUGUGGCUCCCUCCUCUAUGGGCUGGUGCACCAGGGGAUGAAAUGUACCUGCUGCGAGAUGAAUGUGCACAAGCGCUGUGUCCACUGUGUGCCCAGCCUUUGUGGGGUGGACCACACAGAACGCCGGGGGCGCCUGAAACUCCACAUCGAGACGUUCGAGAGUGAUGAGAUUCGUGUGACUGUUCUUGAAGCGCUGAACUUGAUCCCGAUGGAUCCCAAUGGUCUCUCUGAUCCCUACGUGAAACUCAAGCUGAUCCCUGAUCCGAAGAAUUUAACAAAGCAGAAGACCCGGACUGUCCGAUCUACCCUCAAUCCUGUGUGGAAUGAAACUUUCAUUUUCAACCUGCAGCCAGGUGACAUGGAGCGGCGUCUCUCCAUUGAGGUGUGGGACUGGGACCGGACAACCCGCAACGAUUUCAUGGGAGCCAUGUCCUUUGGUGUCUCCGAGCUUUUCAAGGGCCCUGCGGAAGGCUGGUACAAAUUGCUCAAUCAGGAGGAGGGCGAAUAUUAUAGUGUCCCCGUGGCUGAUGCAGAAAACUGUGGGCUGCUGCAGAAAUUCGAGGCUUGCAACUUCCCUCUGGAGCUAUAUGAGAAGGUUUGCCACGGCCCCACCUCAUCGCCAUCCCCAAGCCCAACGGACUCCAAGCGUGGCACAUUCUUCGGCAUCAACCGUUUCCACAUCUCAGACUUCAACUUCCUCAUGGUGUUGGGAAAAGGCAGCUUUGGCAAGGUGAUGCUGGCAGAGCGACGUGGGACAGAAGAGCUGUUUGCCAUCAAGAUCCUGAAGAAAGAUGUGAUCAUCCAGGACGAUGAUGUGGAAUGCACCAUGGUGGAAAAGCGGGUCUUGGCCAUGGGGGAACGUCCUCAUUUCCUCACCCAGCUGCACUCCACUUUCCAAACUGCGGACCGGCUUUAUUUUGUUAUGGAGUAUGUCAACGGAGGUGACCUCAUGUACCACAUCCAGCAGGUUGGGAAAUUCAAGGAACCUCAUGCUAUGUUUUAUGCUGCUGAAAUUGCAAUUGGCUUGUUCUUUUUGCAUAACAAGGGAAUUAUUUAUAGAGAUUUGAAACUGGAUAACGUAAUGCUGGAUGUCGAUGGUCACAUAAAGAUCACAGAUUUUGGGAUGUGCAAAGAAAACAUCUUUCCUGGCGUUACCACCCGGACCUUUUGCGGAACACCUGACUACAUUGCUCCAGAGAUUAUCGCCUACCAGCCUUAUGGGAAAUCUGUGGACUGGUGGUCGUAUGGUGUCCUCCUUUAUGAGAUGCUGGCUGGACAGCCGCCAUUUGAUGGAGAAGAUGAGGACGAACUGUUCCAGUCCAUCAUGGAACAUACAGUGUCCUAUCCCAAAUCGCUUUCACGAGAGGCCGUCUCCAUCUGCAAAGGGUUCUUGACCAAGCAUCCGCUGAAGCGCCUGGGAUCUGGGCCUGAUGGUGAACGGGAUAUUCGAGAGCAUGGCUUUUUCCGCUGGAUGGACUGGGAAAGGCUGGAAAAUCUGGAAAUCGCCCCACCCUUCAUCCCCAGGCCAUGUGGCCGGAGUGGCGAAAAUUUUGACAAGUUCUUCACCCGAGCGCCACCAGCUCUGACGCCUCCAGACCAACUGGUCCUUGCAAGCAUUGACCAGAGUGAAUUCCAGGGGUUCACCUACAUUAACCCUGAAUUUGUACACCCGUCCACAUUGCGGAGGGGAAGCCUCUCCCCAACUAGCCUGCCCCUCUCUCCCACCGGGAUGCUCCCUUCCCCUACUUCCUUAGUGUGA